Etheostoma cragini (Arkansas darter) is the source of this 421-nucleotide messenger RNA. Its product is annotated as neutrophil cytosolic factor 1-like. The annotation marks the transcript as partial. The record is from RefSeq and is a predicted model, not a curated record. Lineage: Eukaryota; Metazoa; Chordata; Actinopteri; Perciformes; Percidae. Gene Ontology annotation, molecular function: protein binding. The transcript has 2 exons.
CACACACACAUAUACAGACAGACACACACGCACACACCCACAGCCGUGGGAUGAGGACGUGUGUGUGUGUGUGUGUGUGUGUGUGAGUAACAGCUGAUGUGUCCCAGGAGAGGAGAGGAGACGGGACACUUCCCCUCCAUGUUCCUGCAGCCGGCCGGCCGGAGGGACACGCCCGAAGCCCGGAGGACCAACCUGCACAAACCCCCGCCGCGCAGGUCCACCAUCAGAAACGCUAAGAGCAUCCACAACAGGGCGAGCCAGCGGCUGAGCCAGGACUCGUACCGGCGCGCCAGCCGCCGCCACCUGCAGCAGAGGGGGGGGCGCCUCGAGCCCGACCGGAACGCCAGGAACGCCGACCGGAACGCCGACCGGAACGCCAGGAACGACGCCAAGUCGCCGCUGAGGGAGAGGAAAAACCACG